Messenger RNA from Cornus florida, 1308 nucleotides. RefSeq lists its product as uncharacterized. Lineage: Eukaryota; Viridiplantae; Streptophyta; Magnoliopsida; Cornales; Cornaceae. The transcript is spliced from 5 exons. The coding region runs from base 106 to 1011 and encodes 301 amino acids. The record is from RefSeq and is a predicted model, not a curated record.
UUUUAUUUUUACCCCCUUCGUCGGAGUAAUACACGAGACGGACACAGAGGUGAAACUGCGUGUGUAUAAUUGUAGAUCGGGAAGAGAAGAGAGCUUCGCUCUAAAAUGGCCGAAGAAUCCGAAAGCCAGACCUCCACCUCCACCUCACAAUCUUCUUGUCACCAAUCGCCACAACAAACUCUUAAGCAACCUCACCAGGUACCGGGAUUAUCUGGCUGUGCUGCUUCACCAAAUGGUGAUACUCAGAUGUUUCCAAUCAUGUACCCUGCUCUUGUUCCUGGGGGGUUGAUUUUGCAGAACCAGGAACAGAUGAACCGUGGUGCAGGCAUUUAUGCUGUUCCCGUUCUUCCUUUCACAGGACCUGUUGCUGGGGUUCCAUUCAACACUCUUAUCCCACUCACUUACAAUAUACCCACUAGACCAGCUUCAUCUGAGGGUGGAGCAGCAAGUGAGGAGCAAGGACAAGCGGGACAGCAACAGCAACAACAGCAGCAACAGCCUGCACCUCAAAGACAAGUUGUUGUAAGGAGAUUUCAAAUUGCAUUUCAGCUCGACUUGUUGCUUAUACUAAAGCUUGCGGCGGUGAUAUUUUUGUUUAACCAAGAUGGGUCAAGAGAAAGGCUUGUUCUCCUGGUGUUUUUUGCUUCACUUGUUUAUCUGUAUCAAACUGGAGCUCUUGCACCAUUAAUACGAUGGCUUUCACAAGGAAUGCAAAGGGCUGCUACACCUCCCCAACCACCAAGGCCUGCUGUUAGGGCAGAGAACAUCCCUGCUGCUGCUGCUGCUGCAAGGCAGGGGAAUGAAAAUGCUCCUGUGGCAGAGGGACAACUUGAAGGUGAGAAUGAGAAUCAGCCUCUUAUUGAAGGAAACCGUGCAGUUGAGAAUGAGCAUGUGGCAGAACCUGGAGCAGUCAAUGGUGGCAACCACUGGUGGGGAAUCGUAAAGGAGAUACAGAUGAUUGUCUUCGGCUUCAUUACAUCCCUUCUCCCAGGCUUUCACAACAUAGAUUAGACUGUAAGCAACAGAAGAUCCAAGUAUGUGGAACCAACUCAGAUGCUCGACGAAAGGAAAGAUUUCUCUUGUUCAUUUAAUAAAUGUAAAAUAUCCAAAAUUCUCACAGAUAUAGUUUAAUACACUAUUCUUGUAUUGUUGCAGUGAUAUUAUACUUUGUGGAUCUGCGACUUUUUUUUUACCCCCUUUGAGGGUUUGUUUUUCUAAGGCUUCACAUGUGAAAAGAAUUGCAUUGUAUGCACUUGAAAUCUAAUAGUCUAAUAGAUGAGGUAUCCUGUUACCGAACGUUUCUCAUCA